GGACACAAACAUUUAAUCCCACUCACACGUUAAAGACAUCUCAAUUUCUAUCUUCCUUUUGUUUUCUUCACAACUCUAAAUCUUUUCUUGCCUAAGUUUUUUAGGUGAAUGCCAUACUUGCACCACAACUCUUAUUUCUGCAGGUACCGACACAUCCCCGCGUGGCGUAAUUACUGGAUAAAUUUCCCGAAACUUAGCGCGAGUGACAAUCGAGCCCCUCAACUUCCACCAAAUUAUAUAAAUAACCCCUGAAAUUCAAAUGCUGAGGAAGAUCAAACGAAGAGUCAAAACCGUUAUAACGAAGCCUUUCAACAAGAAAAGGCGACCAAAAAAGCCGCCAUCGGCACCGCCCACUCCCUCCCCUUCGCCGCCCAUGUCGCCGCCGCCGCCAUCAUCACCCGCCAAGCUCCACCGAUCCCGCCCCUUCAUCUUCCCCCAAACUCACUCCGCCGUCCUCCCCGACCCCUCCCGAUUCUUCGCCCCCCACCUCCUCGCCGCCCCUCUCCCCACCAACUCCUUCUUCCAGAACUUCGCCCUCAAAAAUGGCGACCAGCCCGAAUACAUCCAUCCCUACCUCAUCAAAUCGUCGCAGUCGUCUCUCACCCUCUGCUACCCGUCUCUCUUCACGAAUCCCGCCUUCAUCUACCAAGUAUUCGUCGCUGAUCUCACCAUUUCCACGCUCAAUAACCCGAACCCUAGCUCAACUCAUGUUAUAUCCUCUUUCUCCGAUCUCGGCGUCACUCUGGAUUUCCCCUCCAACAAUCUUAGAUUCUUCCUAGUUCGAGGUAGUCCGUAUUUGACCUGCAGUGUGCUGAGCGCAGUUUGCCUCUCGAUUUCCACCAUUCACGCCGUUCUCGAGCUGACUCCCAACAGUUCAUGCACAAAAUACACAAUUAGGUUGAACAACAAUCAGACAUGGCUGCUCUACGCAUCUUCGCCGGUAAAUCUGAGCCACGACAUCAACAUGAUCACUUCUUCUACUGUGUUUUCCGGCGUGAUUCGGAUUGCAGCAUUGCCGGUGGCUUCCCCCAAAUUCGAGUCGAUUCUCGAUCAAUUCAGCUCGUGCUACGCCGUGAGGGGCGAUGCCGUGUUCACAAAACCCUUCUCUUUGGAUUACAAAUGGGAGAAGAGAGGCUGGGGGGAUUUAUUGAUGCUCGCACAUCCUCUCCAUCUCAGGCUUCUCUCUGAUUCCGACUGCUCUGUAUCCGUGUUGGAUGAUUUCAAAUACGACAGCAUCGAUGGAGAGCUCGUUGGUGUAGUCGGCGAUUCCUGGGCUUUGAAAAGUGAGCCCGUAUCCGUAACUUGGCAUUCGAUCAAGGGAGUUGAGGAGAGUUCAUGUGCUGAAAUAAUCGAAGCUCUCGUUAACGAUGUGGCGGCAUUGGAUGCUCGUGCAGUGACAACGCCCUCGUCUUACUUCUACGCCAAAUUAGUUGCUAGAGCAGCAAGGCUAGCAUUGAUAGCUGAAGAAGUGUGCUACACCGAUGUGAUCCCUGCAAUCAAGCAGUUCUUGAAGCAGACGAUCGAGCCGUGGUUGGAGGGGACCUUCGGGCCUAAUGGAUUCCUCUACGAUGCACAAUGGGGAGGCAUUGUGACAAAACAAGGGUCGUUGGAUUCGGGUGCUGAUUUCGGUUUUGGAGUGUACAAUGAUCACCAUUAUCAUCUCGGAUACUUCGUUUAUGGGAUUGCUGUGUUGGCCAAGAUUGACUCUACUUGGGGGAGGAAGUACAGAGCGCAGGCUUACGCGUUGAUGGCGGAUUACAUGAACCUGAGCAGGCGGGAGAACUCAAACUACACGCGGUUGAGAUGCUUCGAUCUGUGGAAGCUGCAUUCUUGGGCGGGAGGGCUGACGGAGUUUGCAGACGGGCGGAAUCAAGAGAGCACGAGCGAGGCUGUGAAUGCAUACUACUCUGCAGCUCUGAUGGGGCUGGCCUAUGGAGACAGCCACCUGAUUUGGAUCGGUUCGACCAUCUCAGCUUUUGAGAUUCUUGCUGCGGAGACAUGGUGGCAUGUGAAGGAGGAGGGGAAGAGUUUGUAUCCAGCUGAAUUUGUUAGAGAUAAUAGAGUUGUUGGGGUGUUGUGGGCUAGUAAAAGGGAUAGUGGGCUUUGGUUUGCUCCUGCUGAUUGGAAGGAGUGUAGGCUGGGGAUUCAGCUGCUGCCUUUGCUCCCCAUCAGUGAGGCGCUCUUCUCCGAUGCUCGUUUCGUGAGGCAGCUGGUUGAGUGGACUGUGCCGGCGUUGGCAAGGGAGGGUGUCGGGGAGGGGUGGAAGGGGUUCGUGUACGCGUUGCAAGGGAUGUACGACAAGGGAGGCGCGCUGGCUAACGUUAGGAGCUUGAAUGGGUACGAUGAUGGGAACUCGCUCACCAAUCUGCUCUGGUGGAUCCAUAGCAGGGAUGAUCAACCAGAGGAGUACUCUGAUAGAUUGUGUUGGUUUCGACAUUAUAGUCACUGAUUGUAUGAUGUUGAGCUUGUUUGGUUAUCGAAUAUUGCUUUGCUUUGAUAUUC
Messenger RNA from Salvia miltiorrhiza (redroot sage), 2502 nucleotides. RefSeq names its product glucan endo-1,3-beta-D-glucosidase 1. NCBI's taxonomy places the organism in Eukaryota, Viridiplantae, Streptophyta, Magnoliopsida, Lamiales, Lamiaceae. Bases 260 to 2449 code for a protein of 729 amino acids. Gene Ontology annotation, molecular function: endo-1,3(4)-beta-glucanase activity. The record is from RefSeq and is a predicted model, not a curated record. The transcript has 2 exons.